AUGUGUAGAAAUGCAUGUGAGAUACUGUCCUGUGUGUAUGCGAGCGAGCCAUUGAGUAUGAUACCUGAAUUAGGAUGCAAGUAUCACUGCAAGCAGCGUGUUUAUUUAAAGAAUUGGUGGUAACGAGGGAAUCGGGGAGACAGGAAAAACUCAACACAAAUGUAAUAUUAAUCGCAGCUGCAAUAGAUUACGUUGCACUUCUGUUUCGUUUAUAAGCCCGGAUACAAUACGAUUUAUGUUUUAAAAAUGCUGAAGACUCUAACUGAAAAGCUGAGAAGACACUCUUUAAACGAAAGCCAGCAUUUUCAACUGAAGAUUUCAUACCACGCAAGUGAGGAUGGGGGCGAGAGUGACGAUUUAGAGGGAGAGAACCAGGAGCUGGUGCAGAUUGACAGAGAAAAUAAACAGAAUAGCAGCCGGAGCCCUCUGGCCACCAACCAGCUGCAGAACCAGGAGGCCUUGUCGCUAGCGAGAGUGCAAAAGCUACGGGUUCUGUUUGACCCAGGCCUAGACCGGCACAGCUCAGAAGAAGAGCUGGAGCGAAUCAGCCGUGAGUUCCUUCAGCAGGCCAGCGAGGGCAGGAAGUGGAGCCUGCAGCAGACAGGGCGGGGCGGUCGCCAUGGUGAUGCUAGCGCUUCUUCAAGUGAUGAAGAGGUCAAGGCCCUGUGUGGCCCAGCGGAGCCUGACCCUCACCUAAGUGCCUCCCCCAGCCCUGUGCCCUUCAGUGCCUCCCCACCACACAGACUCACCCCCCUGGUCAGGGAACAAGCCAGGCCUAUUAUCCUGGCUCACUUCGACCAGUCUCCAUCGUAUAAACGACAGCAGGUCCAGGGCAGGCCCAGUCUAGACUUGGAGAAAAUGCAACAGAAAAUGCUGUUUAAGAAAAAUUGUGUCGGGAAAACAAGAAUUAUAAAGAUUCGGAGUAUCAGAGGCAGCUGCCCUCCUCCCAGGUACAUCUACGACCCAUCAUCCUUUGCCUUCCACUCGCUCACCACCUUGAAACCGCAGAGUCCGCUGCUGGCCGCUGAGGAGACACCGUGUGCCUGAUACCCUCCCCUUAGGAACAAACACACCUGGGAACUGCAGUGGGGUCGCAAUUGUGUUUGUUUACUGUGAAAGUCUUCAAAGAAGGAAUGAUGAUACAAGACAAAAGCUUGUUCCUUUUUUAAAUACUGUCUCAGGAAUCUUAAUUACAGGAGCAAGGGAAACAUUCUGUAUGGCUGGAGAAUGAAAGCCAAAGGGCCGUGGAACACAAAGUAGUGCACUAUAUAGCACAGGCACCAUUUUGUUCUCUGGACAAAAGCUUCAAAUUGAUUUCUCUGCCAAGCAGUGCUCAGAAUCAAUCUAGUUAAACACAAUGAAAAGACUAACAUUAUUACUGUAUUAUUAAUAUUAACAAAGAAGUUCAAUACCACCACCCCCUCCCCUUACACUUCCUUCUAAUUACUCCAUUUUGUAUAUAUCAUAUAUUUUUUCUCCUGAGCUAAAACUAUGUUAUACUUUUAGAUAAAACUUACAGGAGAGCAGGAAUAUGUUUCAAGUUUAGGCCAGCUAUGGUAACUGACCUAAUUGUAAAACCGUGCUGUAAUGAACCAUUCAGAUAUAUUCAGUUUAGAAAACUAUUGAAACAUCGCAACACAUGCUGUGAAGAUGUCUUUUUCAUACAUAAACAAAGUUCUGCAAAACUCCCUGCACAACUUUGGCCUUGAUGCAUAUAAUAGGUAUGUGUAAAUUACAUUUGUCUAUCAGCUUUGAAAAAAUCUUAACUAAGCGAUUAUGGAAUUGCUGUGGUAAUAAUGGAACUCCCAAGUCAGUAAUGCCCGAGAAUAGAGGUCAAGGGUAUUAUUUGAACAAUACAGUAAUAUAAAAAAAAUAAAAAAAUACAAGGUACUUUUUAAUGAAACUGUAGCAGAAAAACCUUUAACCCUGUUUCCAUUACCCACUCCACAACAAUGCCAUUAUACUACAUUAUAACUACAUUAUAAUGUAGUAUAAUGGCAUUGUUGUUUUAUAUUUAUGUUUAUUUACCUUUAUAUUAUAUUUAUUUACCUUUGUUUGUUUGAAAUAAUCAUUGUAGUCCACUGACAGUUCACUGGAUGUCCAUCACCACCAUGCAGGAUUUACCUUGCAAAGUCUACCCAGAAUGUAUACAAUCAAAUCAUCUGUUCAUCCACAGCUCAGAUGAACACUUAAUUUAAAAAAAAAAAAAAAAAAAACAUUUUAACUUAAUGAUUUUAUGGGAACUUGUGUUGACUAUAAACUUUUACAGUUUCAGUUGUCUUUUGUUCGGCUAGCCUGUACACGCAAUUAAAAAAUAAAAAAAAUAAUCAAUAAAAGCCUAAGCCUGUGACACAGUGACUACCUUCUGAUUCUAUGAAUGUAAACUGAUGAUGGGAAUGCUCAAGGAUGUUCUAGUGGGAAACUUGCAAAGGGAAAGGAGGCACAAGAUUUGCUAUCCACUUUUAUUGACACUGCAAGAGUUAU
Messenger RNA from Acipenser ruthenus (sterlet), 2484 nucleotides. RefSeq lists its product as uncharacterized. NCBI's taxonomy places the organism in Eukaryota, Metazoa, Chordata, Actinopteri, Acipenseriformes, Acipenseridae. The transcript is spliced from 6 exons. Bases 247 to 1047 code for a protein of 266 amino acids. The record is from RefSeq and is a predicted model, not a curated record.